AUGGAAAAGGGGAAACUUGUGAGUAUUUUAGAGAGAGAGUUAAAAGAAUAUGGAGAUAAGGAUAUAUUGAUGUUUUUUCAUCAAUUUUACCAGUCUAUAGAGGAAAAUGAUUAUGACAAUGCGCAAGAUUCUUUUAAUGAGAUGGUUCGCCAGAUGAAAAAAUUUUAUGUGGUUUAUGACAAAAGAAAUAAAAAUGAUUUAAUUGACAAAAUAAAAAGCUACUUUAAAGAAGAAAGUACAGAGGUGAACAUAGUAGAUGUAUCACAAGAAAAACUUGAAGAUCAAUUAAAUAAAACAAUAGAGGAGUAUGAUAAUUUUAGUAAAAAGUUGGAUGAUAUUCAAAACGGCGAACUAAAAGAAUAUGCAGAAAAAAAUGAAUUUCCACGUUUUAAAACUCCCAGUUCAUUUUUAAACACAAAUUUAUUUGACGAUAUAAAUUUAGACAAUUUAGAAAAACGUCAAUUUAGUUUUGAUAUAUUAGAUUUAUAUGAUAAAUCAUACAUUGAAACUGCAGAUGAUAUGUCAGAUACUAUUAUAAACGAUGAAGAUUUUUAUGAAACUUUUGAAUAUUUUAUAAAUUUAUUAUGUUUAUUAUAUUUUUUAAAAAACAUAUAUUUUGACUUAAGCUAUAGAUCAAAUGAGAAUUCGUAUUCGUUUCUUUUUAAAGGGUUUGAAGAAAGAAAAAAUAAAAUAAUAAGUUAUUUUUUUAUAUUUAAAAGAUUAAAAAUGUAUAAAUUAAUGGAUAAUGAAGUUAUAAAAAUUUUUUGUAAUUUUUUCCAAUAUACAUAUAUUAAUGAUUAUCUAAUUCGAAACAUAUUCGAUAAUUCUACAAGUAUGUUUAUAUUUACAGCAGUUAACAAUUUUAAUAAUAAAUAUGAACAAGAUAAUGGCCAAUUUGGUAAUACUGAUAAAGUGCGUAAUAAUAUUAUUAAUGAUCAGUUAUUUUUUGGAAAUAAUAAUAUACAAUAUGAUAUUGCAAAAAGGGAAAGACAAACUAAUAGGGGAUAUAAUGAUAAUAAUAUGGACGAAAACGACUUAUUAAAAAAAAAUGAAAAUGAUAACCAAGAAGAUUAUUUAAAUAAAAAAUUAAAUAACUUUUUUAUAUCAAAUCAAACCCCUAAUAAUAAAUCGGAUAAAAAUUCUUUUGUGGAAAUAAUAUACAAUGAUGAAGCAAUUGAUAAUAUGUAUUCUGAUAAAAUAAUUAAUUCGUUAUUUUAUUUUUUUAAUAAUCCAUAUUUAAUAUUUACAUUUCAGAAAAAUGUUUUAUAUUAUAUUGAAAAAAAAAAUAAAGAUAAUGAAUUUUUUUCGUCUCAUAAAAAUUCACAGUCACUAAUUAGGUAUUUAAACCAUUGUGUAACAACUAUAUCAGAAAUACUUCACAUUUUUAUAACAUCGGGUUUAUUUUUUAAUAAUAAUAUUAUGCAACAAAAAACAAAUAAAUAUUUAAAUUUUUAUAAAUUGCUUAAUUUUAAUAAUAUGGAUUUUGAUUAUGAUAUAAUCAAUGAAAAUAAAAGUAAAAAUACACACGAUCGACCAAAUGACAAUAAUGUUGGUAAUACUAAGAAAAACAGUAAUUCGGUAAAUAAGCAUAAGCCUGCAAGUAAAAGUCGUAGUAAAGGAGAUAAAACAAAAAAAAACUCCAGGCAUCAUCAUGAAAGAGGAAAAAGAGGUAUAUUAGAUGAUACAAUUGUAUCAGAUAUUGAUAAAAAAUAUCGCUACAAUAAUCAUAACAAAUUAUAUUUUGGUAAAAGUAAUAAAAUAACUCGUUUAGGCAAGUCAAAAAGAUAUAAUUAUACUAAUACUAAAGAAAACAAAAGAGACAUUGACGAUAUUAACAUGGAAGAUUUUAAUAUCACAAAAUAUUUGAAUAAGUAUAAAACAGUACUUCGUAAACUUUGUGAAAAUGAUUUUAAUAAAGAUGAUAGCACUAGUAAUGAUGAUGAAGAACAAAUCGAUACAGAAAAUUACUAUGACGAAAGGUCUAGUGAUAAAAACUUAAAAAAUAUAAAUAAUAAAUAUGGCAAUGCUUAUUCACGAAACAAUUAUAACAGAAAUUCGAUGUCAUAUAACACAGAUACGUAUGAUAGUGAUAUGGAAAGACAAUCUGCUACUCAUUCUAGUGGAUUUAAAGAGGGAUAUUAUAAUUCCAAGCACCAAGGAAAAGAUAAUAAACCUCGGGGCUAUAAUAAUAAUAGCGAUUCUAAUAGUAUGGAAGAUAGCAAUAGUCGAUACGAAAGUGAGGAUAGUGAAGGCUCUUACCAAAAUUCACUUGGCCGAGGAAAAGAUAAAAAUGCUAAAAAGGAAAAAAACAAUUCCAAAAAGUCAAACAUAGAUAAUAAUAAUACUACUGUUGGUACUGUGUACAAUAGUAUGUAUAAAAGUGAAGAUAUUAGCAAUAAGAAAAUUUUUAAUGAAAUUUUGAAUAAAUCAAAAAAAAAAAAGAAAUUUUAUGAAAUAAUAAGAAAUGUCAAUAAGUUAAAAAAUGCAUUUGAUGUCAGUAAUAUUCAAAAAAAUAAAAAUAUUGGUUUAAGUUAUGUCGAGAGUAUAGACACAAUAUCGUAUUUUAUAAGUAUAUUUAAUUCUGAUAAUAUAUUUCAAUUUGAUUAUUAUUUUUUAAAGUUCAUAGCAGAAAUAACAACUAGCUAUAAUAAUUAUAUUAAAAAACAUAUUGUUGAUGAUAAUAAUGUAAAAAAUUUUGAGAAUGAUAUUGAUAAAUUGGCAAAUGAAAUUAAGGAAUACUUAAAUGAAGUAACAAAAUUAAUAUAUAUAUAUACAUGGUGUAUAUUAUAUAUUUUUGGCCAUUCGUAUUCUUAUGUCAAAUAUGCAAAAUACUUUUAUCAAAAAAAAUCGUUCUUUAUUUUGGAAAAUAAAAAACAAUGUAUAUUCAAUAAUUUUAAUUAUUGCAUACAAGAAAAUGGGUAUAAAAAUGGAUCAGGGGAAGGAUAUACACAAGAAACCGAUCAACAAAGUGAUGCAUUUUAUCUUCAAGAAGCCGCAGAUGAUGUGCAUUUAAAGAAUUUUUUCAAUCCAUUAAAUGUUGUAGAAAAUUUAAAAUACAAUUAUGAAAUUCGAAGAAAUGUAAGCGAAUUUAAUAACUUCAAUUUUCACAAUUUGAUUAAUGUAUAUAAAAAUUCCUAUUUUCAAAACAUUGUUGAUAAACUUCAAUUAAAUAUAAAGUUUAUAGAAAAUAUUUUAUUUACUAUUGAUAAUGUGUUUGAUAAUAAAGAAAACAAAAGCAAUAAGAAAAAAAAAUAUAUAAAUUACUUGUGUGUAAAGAAUCAAAAAUUAGAUGAUAUAUAUAAUUCUAUUGAAAACCUUAAAAAAAAUAUUAAUAAAUAUAAAAAAACAUUUCAUUAUUGCUUAAAUUUUAACAAUAUCAAAAAUGCUAUUAUAUUAUCCUUAGAAGAAAUGAAUAUGACUUCAGAUAAGUUAGAAUUAAACAAACUUUUAAAUGAGGAGCUUAACAAAAUUGAAAAUCGAGGGCAGCUAAAAAGAAGGAAGAAAAAAAUUAACGUCAAAUUAAUCGAUAAUAAUUUUGUUCUUGAUACACAUUCGAAAAAAAAAAGGAAAAAACACCACAGGCCCAAAUUAAGUGAUUAUUCAAGUUUUGCUGAUAAAACGAUGGAAGAUGAUAUUAGUAGUAGUUAUAACGAAGAAAGCAGCACUAAUAGUGAAGUAAAAAAUUUAAUGCAGUAUACUUUGGGUGCAAAAGCAAAAAAAGAAAAACGAAAAAAAGAUGGAAAUAAAAGCCAUAGCAAACAUAGUGAUGCUUCUAGUUUGUUGCAAAAUGAGCAUAAUCACGAAAAUAGUGAUAGUUCAAAUAAAUAUGAUGGAAGCACUGACACUUUAAGUAUUGACAGUAGUUUGUCUAGUAAUAUAAGCAGUGAUGAUAGUAAUACUAGAAAUUAUCAUGAUAAGAAAGUGAAUAAAAAAAAUAUGUUAAAUGGUAAAUAUAAUAAUAAGACACAUAACGGUAACGUAAAUGAUAAAAAUAAUAUCGAAGAGAAAGAAAAUAACAUCGUUUUAAAUAGCGAAUAUAAUACAGAAAGAUUAAUUUUUUUCUUUAACUUAUUUAAUGGAAAUGAAUUAUUUUAUUAUUUAUCAUUAUAUUAUUUAAUCAAGGAUGAAAAGAUUAUGGAGAUUUUACAUUUGUUACCUUUAAAAUAUUUACUUGAUUUAUUAAUAUUAUAUGAUUUAACAGAUUACAUAAAGUUUAAAAUAAUAGCUCGCGUUUUUCGAAUUAUAUAUGAAUUUCAAGAUUUUUCGCCAAUAUUAAAUGAAAGCAUAUUUUUCAAUAAAGAUUAUAUUUUUUUGAAUAAUGCCGAUUUUACAAAUUACGAAUUUUUGUGCAAAUUUUUAACCAUUAACAAUUUAGAGAUAUAUAAAAUUGAAAAAAAAGUAAUCGAUGAAAGUAAUUAUAAAGCUAUCUCAUCAAAUAAUAAAAAAUCGAACAACCCUAUUGGCAAUAGUUUAUCUAUAGAAAAUGAAAAUGAAAUGGAUAUAACCACAAAUGAAAAUAUUAAUGAUGCAUAUAAAAAUGAAAAUAAACCUUUAAAAGAAGUUUUUUUGGAUCUUAUAAAAAAUAUGUUCUCUUUAUGCAAUUUGUCCACUAAUAUAAAAAGUUGUCCUACUGUGUUAAAAAAUUUAUUAAAUAAGAUAUUAAUAAGCAUCAUUGGAAAAUAUAGUUAUAUAAGCAAUGAUAGAAAUAAUAAAGAUUAUAAUAGUAUAACUUAUUAUAUUCUUCGAUUUAUUUUUAAAAAUUUUAAAAACCUCACACUUGGAUAUAGUAAUUCUUCAUACUUUAAUUAUACAAUUACAGACCCUACAGAAUUAUAUAAUAUAAGCAUGCAUAAUUUUAUUUUAUACCAUAUAUAUGAAUUAGCUAUAAAAACAAAAGUGUUGUCUAUAAAAAGCUCAUGUUUUAAAAUAUUGAAAUACUUAUUAACAGAAUAUUAUUAUUACCCUGAUAUGUUUAAUGAAAAGUCUCAUGAAUUAAUUAAUUCAGAAAUCAAGAUUAACAAUUUUUAUAUUAAAAAUGUUAUAUUAGAUUUUGUGUCUUUUAAUAUAAUGGUAUGCCACCUUCAAAAAGAGCUUACUUCAAAUAGUACUGUUUUAAAUAACUUAGAUUUAUUUAAUUACUCGAUUAAAUCAAUAGCAAAUUAUUUAAUCGAAUAUAAUGAUAAAUCAUUUUAUGUUCUAAUGGAUAAAAAUGUGCUUAAAACAUUUUUAAUCAAAUUAACCUUUAUGAUGCCAUUUAUUUAUAAACUAAAAAUACCAGCUUGCGUAAUUAGGCUAUAUAUUCGGGUCAUUAAAUCGCUAGACAAAGAAAUACUUGAUAAUAUACAUAACAGUAGCAAAAUUAAUCUUAUAUAUGAUAGUUUGUUUUAUAUUAUUGUAAGUCGUUUUAUUUAUUUCUUUUUAAAUAUUAAUAUCGAAUUGGAUGACGAGGCAACCAAUAUUUUAUCAUCCAACCAAAAAAAUCAAUUUUCUCGAAAUUCUUUUGACAAUACAAGUUACAUUAAAAUAAAUACGGUGGAAAACGAAAAAGGAAGGGGUAAUUUAAGAGAUGAAUAUAAUAAAAAUACACAAAAUGGUAAACAAACUUAUGAUUAUUUGAAUGUGAAUCAUAAUUAUAACGAUUAUAGUCAAAAUGAUGAGUUAGAUCGCAUUGUUGAAGAUAUUAAGUCCUCCGGCAAGUAUGAAAUAAAUGAGGAAGCUGUAAAUACCGAUGAAAAAGUUAUGAAUAGAAAUGAAAAUAGUGCAAAUCAUAAUGAAAAUGUUAUAAACAGAAAUGAAGAAAAUAUGAAUAGAAAUGAAAAUAGUAUAAGUAAUAAUGAAAAUGCUAUGAAUGAAAAUGAAGAAAAUAUGAAUAGAGAUGAAAAUAGUAUGAAUAAUAAUGAAAAUGUUAUGAAUGAAAAUGAAGAAAAUAUGAAUAGAGAUAAAAAUAGUUCAAAUAGUAACGAAAAUGUUACGAAUGCAGGUGAUCAAGAGGCAACUGGUGAAAACGAAAUGAAAGACAAUACAGUAAUAGAUGAUAAGGAAGGAAGACACAGUGAUGGUGCAAGUAAUGAGGAUAUACAGAAUGAAAGCAAAGGUGAUAGCGAUAAUGAAAAUAAGCGAGGCAGCCUGAGUGGCGAUAGAAGUUAUAGCGAUAAUGAAAGUAAAAGGGACAGUGUGAGCUACGAGAAAAGUUAUAGUGGUAGUGAAAAUAAAAGAGGAAGCCUGAGUGGUGAUAGAAGUUAUAGCGAUAACGAAAGUAAAAGGGACAGUGUGAGCUACGAGAAAAGUUAUAGUGGUAGUGAAAAUAAAAGAGGCAGCCUGAGUGGCGAUAGAAGUUAUAGCGAUAACGAAAAUAAAAGAAACACCGUGAGUGACAACAGAAGUUAUAGUGAUAAUGAAAGUAAAAGGGACAGCUUGAGUGACGAGAAAAGUUAUAGCGAUCAUGAAAAUAAAAGGGACAGCUUGAGUGACGAGAAAAGUUAUAGCGAUCAUGAAAAUAAAAGGGAUAGCUUGAGCGACGAGAAAAGUUACAGUGAUAAUGAAAAUAAAAGGGACAGCUUGAGUGACAACAGAAGUUAUAGUGAUAAUGAAAGUAAAAGUUACAGUGAUGAAAGUCGUAGUGAAUAUAGUAGAAGUAGUGAUGACAGCCCUUUGCGAAUGGAUAAUGGGGUUAAGGCUAAUACAAGUACAAAUUAUAUGAACAAAAUUUCUGAUGUGCUAUUUUUAAGAAAAGUGAUAAAUGAAAACAAUAACUUGAAUUUAGAUAAUAAUUAUUUUAUAAACUAUUCAUUGCAUAUUCUACACAAAGAAAAUUAUUCGAUUUAUGUAUUUUUUUCUACAUUCUUUAAAAAUGCAUUGAAAGAAUAUUGUGAAAUAUCAAAAAAACACAAAAUAUAA
Plasmodium vinckei vinckei is the source of this 6897-nucleotide messenger RNA. Its product is annotated as conserved Plasmodium protein, unknown function. The record is from RefSeq and is a predicted model, not a curated record. Gene Ontology annotation, molecular function: protein kinase activity. Gene Ontology annotation, biological process: protein phosphorylation. The coding region runs from base 1 to 6897 and encodes 2298 amino acids. The transcript is spliced from 3 exons. Lineage: Eukaryota; Apicomplexa; Aconoidasida; Haemosporida; Plasmodiidae.